CAGCCAAUGAUAGUUAAUGCGAUACAUACUGUUGGUGAUCAAACAGUCGAGCCAGUGGCGUGCGUCGUAAAGCUUCAAAUCUCUCAUUCAUUUCGCGCGAUCAAGCUGUUGUCGGAUCAUAAAGUCUUCUUUCUAAUUUACGUUUAAUGUUAAAGAUGACGCCUCUACUUCGGUGGGUGUUGCUGGCGUUGCUGUUGGCCAUGGUGGUCGCGCAUCCGGUCGAGCACGCAUGCGUUUAUCUCUGCCGUGCACGGAACACCAGCCCCGAGAUUACGGGAGGCUGCGAGCACCAGCAGAAACUCGUUCUUCAGUCCAGCGGAGGCCGGUUCCCGAUUCACCGUCUCUUCAGGCUCUGCUUGACCCCGUGUCAUGGUUCGUCGGAUUUGCUCGUCUUCGACAACACCCAUACCUGUCGUACGUUUCGACAGACGCUUAUCCAGUAUCACGGCUGUUCCUGCGACGACGUAAAUUAUGGCGAAACAAGGAAUAACCAAGAAGAUCCUUCGACAGUCAAGAAAUUCGAAGAGGAUCAGUUGAAGGGGACCGAUGUAACGAGGAUGUUGGAGAAGGCGGGCGAACAACAGAUUGUUCGAGGUCAAAGUUUAAAGACCAAAGAUGUUCGUCGAUACAUCACGGAGAUCAAAGUGGAAAAGGAUAUAAUCCAAGCAGACUUUAAAGAUACCGACAAUUUAAAUAAAGCAGAAUCUGAAGAGACAUCUAAAGAUGCUGCUACUGGUAAUUUAGAGAAACCAGGCUCCAAAGAUGAUGCUUCUCGCACGGAAGAUUCCACGGAUGAAACAUCUGUAGACUGGGACCGAUGGUGUAUGAACCAAUGUGACAACGGUAAGGGUGGAAGCGCUUGUAACUGUGACAUAAUACCGUGAAGAGGAAGAUGGGCUUCCGGACGAUGAAGGCAGCAGAUUUACGAAUUUACAUAUCUCGUAGGUUAGUCGGAACAAUGGUACCGAUAGAUAUAAGGUUAGUUUCUUUGAUUGAUAACACGUAAACACCGUUUAUUUCGUGUACCUUUCUUUCUUUUCCUAAUCUAUGUAUAUUCCUCGAUAAUCCUCGUCGGGGCGAGAUUCGAUCGUAUAUUACGAUUCAUGUAUGCAAUUCCAAUAAUCGCGAUCGGCGGAUAAGAAAAGAGUAUUUCGUGUCUUUUAUCUGAAGAUGCUUUCGACCCAGCUGCUCGUUGUUAAUCUACCGAUCAACGAGAUAUCGACAAAGUAUGACUGUAGUGGAAUAUUUUUUUCGAAACGUUCGCAAUCUGCGAUUAUCGGUCUUUAGAUGGCUUAAUUGCUUUCCUAGGCUUAAGAGACUUCUUUAGACGCUAGGUCCGGUUCACGCGCUCAACGGGGGGAGCUUAACGACCAGAGAAAAAACUUUUUAUCAGACCGCAAUAGAGGGAUUUUCUUCGAGACAAAGGAGGCUUUUCGUUGUCACGAAUUAUCGACCGUUCUCCACGAUAAAAAUCACACAUCCUUCACACGGUAUUUACAGUUCAGGGAAACCAUAAAGAACACUGUGAGCAUCGUUCUAGAGGCGUGUGAACAGGACAAUAAAGUGCAAUGUGUGUAUUAUGCAAUAAACGAUAUUUAUACGUGGCAGCGGUGCAACAAACGCGUGCACCCGCGCGUCGAUAUACGUCUAGUUUCCUAAGAUUUCUUCUAGUUGUAAUAAAUAAUCUUUUACACAACGCCGGCGUAUCUUAAUUAAUAAUGCUGUAUUUAAUAUUAGGAUAUCAAUAGUUUAAGGUAUUUGUUAAGGGAAAUGAAACAAAAUCCAUGUCUUCCAAUUUCGUAGUUUCCUUCAUACUUCGCGUAUAAUCGAGCCUCGAACAUGAUCGGAUGUAAUAAUCCGACAGGCGAGCAGAACAAUGCAAGCAUGCGAGUACUUGUUGUAGUUGUUAUUUAGGUGAUUAUUUUUUGAACGCGAUCACGUUCCGGUUCGAGGGAAAUCGAUGGUGAUUGUAAAACGAUUCUUCGGGUUCCUUAGAACAAAACGUUCAUUUCGUUCAUUUUAUAUAGUGUGCCGUUCAAAAAAACGUUGUGACGCGACAAUAAGACGUAGAUUCUAGUAUGCCUGUGCGAUGCAAAACUUUGUCUUUCGCGCACUUUCGACACAUACAUCUAUCUGUUAAAGAAAAAA
Messenger RNA from Bombus impatiens (common eastern bumble bee), 2148 nucleotides. RefSeq lists its product as uncharacterized. The transcript is spliced from 2 exons. The record is from RefSeq and is a predicted model, not a curated record. Lineage: Eukaryota; Metazoa; Arthropoda; Insecta; Hymenoptera; Apidae. The coding region runs from base 147 to 884 and encodes 245 amino acids.